AUGUCUUGCAAAAAAGAAUACAUUAAUAAUAACAACAUAACUGUUAUUUUGUUGGAGACUGAAAAGAAAGACGUCGAGAACCAAUCAGUGGAGGAGGACCCUCUGACGAAAGCCAUCGGAGCUCUUGGGAAAUGGCAAAUAUGGAUAUGCUUCGUCGUGUUCCUUGUCAAGUUCCCAGUGGCCUGGCAUCAGAUGAGCAUCAUAUUCCUCGCACCACCCAUGAACUUCACAUGCGCCGCAACACAAGUUGAAGACCAUUUUGAUAACGUAUGCCAUGCUAACUGCACGGACUUUGAGUACGACCGCAGUAUCUUCAAAGAAACGAUCAUAUCACAAUGGGACCUGGUCUGUGACAGACAAUGGCUGAAGAACCUCACGCAGACAAUCUUCAUGCUCGGCAUCCUUGUGGGAAACAUGAUGUUCGGCCAUCUCUCCGACAGAUUUGGACGCCGUAAUCCGUUCCUAGCAGCAGUAUUCCUGCAACUGAUAUCAGGAGUGACCACCGCAUACUCGGUCAACUGGUACAUGUUCACCACUCUGCGAUUCUUCCUCGCCGUGGCCACAGGAGGCACAAUGGUCACCAGCUUCGUUCUAACAAUGGAACUGAUUGGAGCUAAAUACAGAGACACCAUUUCGGUUAAUUCAAAAAAUGGAAGGCCAACAGAAGGCAUCGCAGCCUCCUCACAGAAGGUUGUAGUUGACAAUGAUGCUAAAACAGAAGAGCAUGCGUCGUUUAUAGAUCUGUUCCGUACGCCGCGACUGCGUACGCGCACCAUUGCUAUCUGCUUCAACUGGUUCGUCUGUGGACUCUGUUUCUUCGGCGUCUCACAGUACAUGAGCCAUAUUUCUGGAGACAUCUUCACCAACGUUGCUAUCUCAGCUGCUAUACAGGUGCCAGGAACCCUCAUAUCAGUCUACACAAACAAAGUUCUAGGACGGAAAAUCACCCUGAUCAGUGCGAACUGCAUCACUGGAAUCAGCUGUCUCCUCAUCAUCGUCGUCCCUCAGUCUGGAGCGAGUCACUUAACACUCGGCUGUACCGGACUCUUGGGAAUGAGCAUAUCCUUCGCUACCGUCUAUUUAUACGCAGGGGAGCUUUUCCCAACUGUUGUCAGAAACUCAGGAGUAGGACUGUCAUCGACAGUUGCCAGAAUAGGAUCGAUGGUGGCUCCCUUCGUUGCCACUCUAUCACACACAAGCGCUUGGCUACCACCUCUAGCGUUUGGAAUUGUGCCAUUAAUAGGCGCUGGACUCUGUAUGCUCUUACCCGACACACGUGGUAGGAAACUACCCGAUACAUUAGAAGAAGGUGAAGCGUAA
Spodoptera exigua (beet armyworm) is the source of this 1320-nucleotide messenger RNA. NCBI's taxonomy places the organism in Eukaryota, Metazoa, Arthropoda, Insecta, Lepidoptera, Noctuidae. The record is from the annotation of a GenBank genome assembly.